CUGAAGUACUGUGACUUGCUUAGCUAACAGUAGUUGUGGACUGUGAAGGCUCGUCAAGUGAUCGGCGGUGAUCGACCUCUCGAUCAUGCGACUUAUCAUCGAGUCACCAAUGCGGCAAUCCGUUCCCAUUCCGUCUUUACUGCAUAUAAACCAUCUGCUAGACUUGAGUAGAGCUGCAGGCCACAAACACGAUGUCUAACACUCAAGACAAGAAGCAUAUCGUCAUUAUCGGGUCCGGGGUCAUUGGACUCACUAUAGCUCAGGUUGUCACAACGCGUUUCCCCGAUAAAUACAGGGUUACUAUCGUCGCUCGCGAUACGCCUGAAGACUUGACCUCACAAGCAUUCUCUAGUCCAUGGGCUGUGAGUGCUAUUUCUCUUAGUAUAGUUUGUAGUUUGCUGACCUUAAAGCUGAAGGGAGCAAAUUGGUCACCGUUCUCUGUGGAGAUGCCAGACCACAAGACUUUUCGGCGGGAACUGGAGACCUUUAACACUUUUUGGGACAUGGAGCAUACGGGCUUGACUUACAACGUACCUUACACCAUCUACUUCCCCGAGGCACAAGGCCUUGAGAAUGUGUGGUUCAAAGCGCUUGUCCGUGACUUCCGGGUCCUCUCGCCCGAGGAACUGCCAUCGGGCUUCACUGGUGGCGUAAAGUUCUCGACCAUCACUGUGAAUCCUAUCAAGUAUCUUCCAUGGCUGAAGAAUGAGCUUCUGAACCGGGGUGUGGUAUUUGUUAAGAGACAGAUACACACGAUCGGGGAAGCAGCCGACAUCGCGGGUCCUGAGGGGAUCAUUUUCAAUGCUACAGGCCUGGGGGCCCGAUCCCUCAUCGGAGUUGAGGAUAAACUCGUUUAUCCGAUCCGAGGACAGACGAUUCUGGUUGAAGCACCUGCAGUGAAGGAGUGCGUUGCACUACCGAUAGGUACUGGUGAGAAUCCUGACGGGAAAGCCACCUACAUUAUUCCUCGUCCAUCCCAAGGGCACGUUAUUAUCGGAGGCACCUACCAGAAGAACAACUGGGACACUUCAGUCAACUUCGAAACAGCCCGCGAAAUAUGGGACCGUGCUGUAGAGUUCCUGCCUGCUUUGAAGAGUGAUAAGUCACGUAUCAUCAGCCAUAACGUUGGCUUGCGACCGGCGCGAGAGGGUGGUCCUCGCAUUGAACUACAGAAAGUGAGAUUGCCGUUCGUCAGCGAUCUCAUGCAUGGGGUAAAGGGAACCAUUUCGGAGGAAAGAGAGCUGCCUAUUAUCCACGCAUAUGGCUUUGGAGGUACGGGAUACCAGGCUUCGUGGGGUUCCGCAGAGGAGGCUGUGAGUCUGCUGGAAUCAAUCUAGGGUUGUAUGCUAGACAAGUUGUUAAAUACGUUAAAUAUGUACGAACGAUGAGGAUAAACGAUGUCCAAGAAGCAAACUCAAACAGACUCGAACUAGCGACGCGUAGUCACGCGGUCACGUGUAAGCGUGUUGUUUAUGCAUAUUUGUCCAUUGUCC
Messenger RNA from Somion occarium, 1493 nucleotides. NCBI's taxonomy places the organism in Eukaryota, Fungi, Basidiomycota, Agaricomycetes, Polyporales, Cerrenaceae. The record is from the annotation of a GenBank genome assembly.